Messenger RNA from Hordeum vulgare subsp. vulgare (domesticated barley), 1725 nucleotides. RefSeq names its product probable serine/threonine-protein kinase PBL18. The record is from RefSeq and is a predicted model, not a curated record. The coding region runs from base 218 to 1465 and encodes 415 amino acids. The transcript has 2 exons. Gene Ontology annotation, biological process: protein phosphorylation. Lineage: Eukaryota; Viridiplantae; Streptophyta; Magnoliopsida; Poales; Poaceae. Gene Ontology annotation, molecular function: protein kinase activity; ATP binding.
CCAAAGCAAGCCGCUGUCGCUGCUGCUGCUGCUGCGUGUCAGUAUCGACAAGUCAUCGUAUUCGUAUGCGCCAACCGGACGAACCUCUCCGGUCGCUUCCCCGGUUCCCCCUAUAUCCCUUCUUCCUCCUCGUCUCCCACCUCCGUAUACUGUGACCUCCUUGCUCCGUACGUCUGGAUCAGCUAGCCGGAGCUCCGCACCAGCUAGCCGGCCGGCCAUGGGGAACUUCUGCGUGUGCAUGGGCGGCUCCGCCAAGUGCGCCAGCGCCUCCACCCCCUUCGAAUCAAAGGUGAACCCGAGGAGCAGCACCUCCAACUCCAACUCCAACUCCAAGGCGUCGCGCCGGGGUAGCUCCGGCCCGGAGAAGCCGCAGGUGGCGGAGGUGCAGGCGGCGGCGGCGGGGGAGGAGGUGGCGGAGGUGCCGGCGUCGCUCAAGUCGUUCAGCAUGGCGGACCUGCGGGCGGCCACCAAGAACUUCGGAUCCACGUCCUACCUCGGGGAGGGCGGGUUCGGGUGCGUGUACAAGGGGUGGAUCGACGAGGCCACGCUCGCCCCCGCCAGGCCCGGCGCCACCAACGCCAUGAUGGUGGCCAUCAAGAAGCUCAAGAAGGAGAGCUUCCAGGGCCACCGGGAGUGGCUCACCGAGGUCACCUACCUCGGCGACCUCCACCACGACAACCUCGUCAAGCUCGUCGGCUACUGCUCCGACUCGGACAGCAACAAGCUGCUGGUGUACGAGUACAUGCCCCGCGGCAGCCUCGAGAACCACCUGUUCCGGCGGGGCAGCCAGCCGCCGCUGCCCUGGUCCACGCGCGUCGCCGUCGCCGUCGACGUCGCCCGCGGCAUCGCCUUCCUCCACUCCCGCGACGUCAUCUUCCGGGACCUCAAGUCCUCCAACGUGCUCCUCGGCCCCGACCACCGCGCCAAGCUCUCCGACUUCGGCCUCGCCAGGGCCGGCCCCACCGGCGGCAAGUCCCACGUCUCCACCCGCGUCGUCGGCACCCGCGGCUACGCCGCGCCCGAGUACGUCGCCACCGGCCACCUCUCCGCCAAGAGCGACGUCUACGGCUUCGGGGUCGUGCUGCUGGAGCUCAUGACGGGGCGCCGCGCGCUCGACGAGUCCCGCGGCCUGGCGUCGGAGCUGCUGGUGGACUGGGCGAUGCCGAUGCUCCAAGGGGAGCGGCGCAAGGUGAUACGGGUCAUGGACACCAGGCUCGGCGGGCAGUACCCCAAGAGGCAGGCGCAGGACAUGGCCGCCCUCGCGCUCCGAUGCCUCCAGAACGACCCCAAGAGCCGCCCUUCCAUGGCCGACGACGUCCUGCCCUCCCUCCAGCUGCUCCUCCAGCCAACCACCGCCGCCAAGUCCUCCUCCUCCUCCUCCUCCUUGACGACGACGUCCUCCAGAUCGCCGGCCACGACCAUGACGACGCCGGUGCAAAGAGGCCACCGUCGUCACCAUCGCUAGCUAGCCAGCUGGGAAGAGACUAUGUUCAUUUAAUUAUUGUGUUCAAUUAGUGUGUUCAUCUGUGCAGCAAUAGAAUAGAAUUUCUAGAUUGGAAAUUGGACAUCUUUUUCUUUCUCGUUUCCGCCGUUUGGAAUAUUUUUCUUUUUCGAAAUGGCCGUUGGCCGUUUGGAAUAUUGGACACACGAACAUAUGUUGGAAUUUUUUUGUUAAGAGCUUGUAAAACAAUCUUAUGAGAGAGAGAAAGUAGUAUAUUGGAAGUA